Microstroma glucosiphilum is the source of this 894-nucleotide messenger RNA. RefSeq names its product UBC-like protein. Bases 89 to 694 code for a protein of 201 amino acids. The record is from RefSeq and is a predicted model, not a curated record. NCBI's taxonomy places the organism in Eukaryota, Fungi, Basidiomycota, Exobasidiomycetes, Microstromatales, Microstromataceae. The transcript is spliced from 6 exons.
CCUCGUAUCCUCACACACUGCCAUCCUCGACUGCCGCAGCCCACCACGGCAUUGUCAUACCUAACCUCACCCUAUAGAUCACACAGCCAUGGCGAGCAAGGCCGCCAUCAAGAGGCUCACCAAGGAGUACCAGAUGAUGGAAAAGGACCCUCCUCCCUUUUGCUUCGCCAGGCCCCUCGAGUCCGACAUCCUCACCUGGCACUUCAUUCUCAGGGGCCCUCCGGGCACCCCAUACGAGGGCGGAGAAUACUGGGGCCAGCUCAUCUUUCCAUCUGAUUACCCAUUCAAGGCACCCGGGAUGAAGGUGGCCACACCUAACGGGCGCUUCACUGAGAAUGCCCUCAUCUGCACCAGCAUGAGCAACUUCCAUCAGCACAGCUGGAACCCAAGCUGGAGCGUGGCAAACAUUCUGAUCGGACUGCACUCAUUCAUGAAUGCUGAAGACAUCGCCACUGGCGCUAUGACUGCCACCCCUGAGCAGCGCAAGACCUGGGCUUCCCGGUCUCACUCUUGGAAUGUCAACCAGCCCCGCUUCAAGAAGAUCUUCCCAGAAUAUGCUGCCGAUAGCGUGAAUGCCGUCGACCUGCCCAAUAUGGGUCAGACGAUGCCUCCAAAGGGCAAGAAGGAGAAGGCCGGCGAUAGUAGCAGCCCUGCCAAGGCUGCACCGGGAGUAGGAGGGGGCAAGAGUGAGUGAAGCACGAUAGUUUCUAGAGGCACGGGAGAGAACUAGAAAAAGCAGAGAAGUUCUACCAUGGGCAUUUCAUCAAUCGACAACACACAAGCAUCAUCAGCCACCGAUUUCCAUAACAUUCAAUCUGAUACCUCCGCAAGAGCAUUAGCAGCAAGACCAGUCCAGCAGCCAGCAGUAGUCGCCGCAGACGGGUCGUUCUCAAC